This is a messenger RNA of Magnolia sinica, 804 nucleotides long. Its product is annotated as heavy metal-associated isoprenylated plant protein 16-like. Lineage: Eukaryota; Viridiplantae; Streptophyta; Magnoliopsida; Magnoliales; Magnoliaceae. The transcript has 3 exons. Gene Ontology annotation, molecular function: metal ion binding. The record is from RefSeq and is a predicted model, not a curated record. Bases 92 to 469 code for a protein of 125 amino acids.
CACACAGAUUCUCUUGAAAGAGCAUCAUUUUGUUGGAGUUUGGAAUUUUUGAUCAGCUGUCUAACGAACUCGUUCCAAGUACUAAGGCAAUAUGAAGCAAAAGAUAGUCUUGAAGGUUCAGAUGAAUUGCCAGAAAUGCAGAACCAAGGCAAUGGAGAUAGCUGCGUCUACAGAAGGUGUGAUCUCGGUGACAAUAGAUGCGGAGAAAGAACAGGUCGUGGUGGUUGGAGAGGGAGUUGAUUCCAUUGUUCUGACGAGCCAGUUGAGGAAGAAGGUGGGCUACACAGAUCUUAUCAGUGUAGAAGAGGUGAAGCCAGAGGAGAAAAAGGAAGAGCCCAAAAAGCCGGAGCCCGAAAAGAACCCACCUCCAUGUAUACCGUAUUGCCAUCCGUAUCCACAUCCGUGUCCACAGUUCGUUGCAUAUGAGACUGUUUACGACCCAAACCCUAGUAUUUGUUCUAUCAUGUGAAAGUAUUUGUACGCGGUUGCCCAUUUACACUCCACCCCAUGUCGAAAUAAAUGAACUCUGAGAUCUAAGCUAUCCAUUAGAUGGGCCCCACCACGUACGUACCCUAGAGUAAAAAUGGGGUUUGUCCAUUAAUCAGUUGAGCUACAGUUUGAGAAAGCCUUUCUGAGCAAAUCUUUAGUUUCUAGUAACAUGGACAACUUGAUUAUAGAUUGGCCUGAUUUCUAAGCCAGGGAAUCAUCAUAGUGGGACCCACCUGAAUGAGGGUAUGGAUCUCUUGUGCAUCCAUGUGAACCUUCAAGUUGUACUAGGAGAAUGUAUUCAUGUUUCAAGUAGAA